Messenger RNA from Pantherophis guttatus, 1109 nucleotides. The record is from RefSeq and is a predicted model, not a curated record. NCBI's taxonomy places the organism in Eukaryota, Metazoa, Chordata, Lepidosauria, Squamata, Colubridae.
CAAUCUGGGUCAGUCACUGGGACCAGAGGUUUAGUCUUCAGAGUUUUCAGACUUAGGGAACUUCUCUCCAGCAGAGGUAUUUAUUUCUCACCCCCCCCCAUUCGACCGUGGAGAGUCUAGAAACACAAAUGGCUGAUUUUUAUGGUCAGUGUUAACAUUACAUUAACAUAAGAUACGCUGUGUCCAAACCUGUCUUCCAGAAAUCUAAUCUAUUCAGCAAAUCAAAUGGGAACAUAUUAUGCUGCCAGUUCUUUGAGAAAUCGAGUGUGGCUAAUUUGAAUGAGAACUAUGAACAUAAAGGCAAGAGAAAAUUUGGGAGAAAGACUGAGGAGAAGCCUUAAAUACCAGCACAAUAUGCUGGGGAAGAAAAUUUGCCUCUGGAGAAGAACCCAGGAGUAACAGAGAAUACGCUGGUGUUUCUCACUCAACGUUCUUCCAGAAAGACUGCUACUCAAAGAAAACACCUCCUCCAUCCUAAGUGAGUGGCUUCAUAAACAGCAAGAAAUGGAUACUACAAAAUCACAUGGAUUCUUUCUAGCCACCUUUCUUGUCCUCAUGUUCUUGGGAGAACUCACAGAGGCCUGCAAAUGUAAGCAAAUAACUCUCAAGGAUGCAUGUUGCACACAUGACUUCGUGAUGAGGACCCAAUUUACGGGUGUCAAGCAGGAUCCUGCCUCUCCUUCGUAUAUGAACAUAAAUAUAUUUAGUAUUCAGCCCGUCCAGGUGUUCAAAGGUCCAAAGCUCGUAAAAAAUGCACGAGUUCUCUACAGCCCAGAAUCACAGUCUCACUGCGGAUAUCUACACAGAGGCCGUCUCAUAGGAGAAGAAUACUUAAUUUCAGGGUCAGUUGUGGAAAAUCGUCUUCAAAUCAAAUUGUGUGACUUUGCAAGACGAUGGGAUAAAGUAAGUGAUAAACAGAAAGUGGACCUCAAAAGUGUCGUUGAUAAGAAUUGCAGUACCAUCUGUGCAAAAUUAUAAAAUUCAUGGUCUUCGCUGUCAUUAUGCUAGUGUUUAGAGAAUGACAAAUAACCUAGAUGUACCUGAAUGCUUAUUAGAAGAAAGCAAAUGUUCAAAACAAGAUGAGCAGCAAAUAAAUCUAAAUGAAAUGA